Podospora anserina S mat+ is the source of this 1482-nucleotide messenger RNA. RefSeq lists its product as uncharacterized. The record is from RefSeq and is a predicted model, not a curated record. Gene Ontology annotation, molecular function: monooxygenase activity; iron ion binding; heme binding. Bases 1 to 1482 code for a protein of 493 amino acids. The transcript is spliced from 2 exons. NCBI's taxonomy places the organism in Eukaryota, Fungi, Ascomycota, Sordariomycetes, Sordariales, Podosporaceae.
AUGUUGACCCAGCUGUUCAUUUGGACGGCUGUUGCCAUUUUAGCCGGCGCGUUCCUCCUACGCCCCAAACGAACCCCAUUCCCUAUUGUCAACAAAUAUCCCUACGAUUUUCUCGGUCGCAGAGCAGCACGUGAAGCUCAGCAGAACGCCCGGAAACUCAUCACCGAAGGCCUCGCAAAACACCAAGGCCCCAUCACCAUCAAUCUUCUCCAUGGACAAAAAAUCAUCCUACCAGCUUCGUCAGCUGGUUGGGUGAAAUCCAACAAGGAUCUUGAUCACAAGCAGCUCGUCAAGGACGACUACUUCGCCAGUGUUCCCGGAUUUGAGGCCCAGUCUGUGCUGCAUGGAGAUGACGAGACUGCCAAGCGCCUCAUCACGACCAAAAUGGGCCAAAACGACAGCACGAUAGGUGCAAUGAAUGACAGUCUUGCACGUGCCUUCCGGGUCCAUUGGGGUGAGGAUAAGGAGUGGCAUUCCAUCAACUGGCAUGGAGACACAAUGGGCAUCAUCGCCCGCGCGGCGUCGUCGGUUUUCGUGGGUCCCGAGCUGGGCGAUGAUCCCACUUGGCUGUGCCUUAUUCAGGGCUAUGUGAUGUCCUACUUCAUGGCUGUGUACGACUUGCAUGCGUACCCGCCUUGGUCGAGGUCCAUUGUUCAUUGGUUUCUUCCCAAUGCCAAAGCCUGCCGGAAUAUGGUGCCCCAAGCGCGCGCCAUUGUCAAUAGUGUCCUUCGGAAACGACAAGAAGAGACAGAGCGGGCGAUGAAGGAAGGAAGUAGUGCACCGGAGUACAAUGAUGCACUUGCAUGGGCUCAGGCUUCCUCGAACGGAAAGAUUGAACCAGGAGACCUGCAACUCUCUUUGGCCAUGGCCGCUCUCUUCACCACAACGGAGUUGUUCCGGACGAUUUUGAUCGACAUUGUCCGUCACCUAGAGCUUGUUGAGCCACUCAGAGAGGAGGUUUCGGAACAAAUCUCGAAACACGGAAUCUCGGUGGCUGCUACGAACAACAUGCUGUUGCUUGACAGCUUCAUGAAGGAGUCGCAGAGGUUGAGCGCCGGCUUAGUGCUCAGAGACACAGCCCUCCCAGAUGGCAGGAUUUUACCGCGUGGUUCCCAGAUCGUGGUUGACUCGACCAACAUUUGCGAUCCCACUUUUUACCCCAACCCAGACCAGUUCGACGGAUACCGGUUUUUGCACAAACGUGAAGCCGGUGACGCAACCAGUCAGUUUGUCCAAAGCAGCCAGGAGUUUUAUGUGUUUGGUGGAGGCCGGCAUGUUUGUCCUGGACGGUUCUUCGCCAGCAUUGAACUGAAGCUCGCACUGGCUCAUAUCCUCUUGAAGUACGACAUGCGCUUCGCAGAAGGUUGUGAUCCCAAGCCCAUGAUGAAUGGCCUUUAUGCGAUGGUUGAUCCGACUGUUCAGCUCGAGGUGAGGAGGAGGAGAGAUGGCGCGGUGGUGAAUAUUUUGGGUGAAAAGUUGUGA